AUGGAGGGCAUUCAGACUCAUCCUUCCAACGCGGCUCAGGCCAAGGCCUUCACUGCACCCGGCUCAUUGUCCUUCCCUGGAGCUACCAACGAGCUCACUCCGCCAUCGAGCAAUGGCGAGGCCGGACAGCGGCCUGUGGGCAACGGUCAACAGGCGGCGAACGGAAAUGGGGGCCCCAGUGGAAUCACGCCUACUUUGCAGAACAUCGUUGCCACCGUCAAUCUCGAUUGCCGCUUGGACUUGAAGACGAUUGCUCUGCAUGCGAGAAACGCUGAGUACAACCCCAAGCGUUUCGCCGCCGUCAUCAUGCGUAUCCGCGAGCCCAAGACCACAGCCCUCAUCUUCGCCAGUGGCAAAAUGGUCGUCACCGGUGCCAAGUCAGAGGACGACUCGAAACUUGCGUCCCGCAAGUACGCUCGCAUCAUCCAGAAGCUUGGGUUCAACGCCAAGUUCACCGACUUCAAGAUUCAGAACAUUGUCGGCUCCUGCGACAUCAAGUUUCCCAUUCGACUGGAAGGACUUGCCUCGCGCCAUCACAAUUUCAGCUCCUACGAGCCUGAGCUGUUUCCUGGUCUCAUUUACCGCAUGAUCAAGCCCAAGAUUGUUCUCUUGAUCUUCGUCAGCGGCAAGAUUGUCUUGACCGGCGCCAAAGUUCGAGAGGAAAUCUAUCAGGCCUUCGAGAUGAUAUACCCUGUGCUUCAAGACUUCCGCAAAGUUUAG
This is a messenger RNA of Hirsutella rhossiliensis, 720 nucleotides long. RefSeq names its product transcription factor TFIID (or TATA-binding protein, TBP) domain-containing protein. The record is from RefSeq and is a predicted model, not a curated record. Gene Ontology annotation, biological process: DNA-templated transcription initiation. Lineage: Eukaryota; Fungi; Ascomycota; Sordariomycetes; Hypocreales; Ophiocordycipitaceae. The coding region runs from base 1 to 720 and encodes 239 amino acids. Gene Ontology annotation, molecular function: DNA binding; RNA polymerase II general transcription initiation factor activity. The transcript is spliced from 5 exons.